Messenger RNA from Entrophospora sp. SA101, 329 nucleotides. Lineage: Eukaryota; Fungi; Glomeromycota; Glomeromycetes; Entrophosporales; Entrophosporaceae. The record is from the annotation of a GenBank genome assembly.
AUGACAAGUAUAGCAAAAAGAUUGAUAAGAAAAUCUAAACCACAAUUGCCAAUUUACAAAGAUGCUAAAGGUCACAAAACUCUUUUAGAAUUAAUUAAUGUUUAUCCAGAUUAUGGAGUUGGCCUAAACGUGAUUCCGAUCAGAUUGAUACAAAAAGGAAACUUAAAUACUUAUUUUAAAAUUACAAGGGUCAAAUUAAAGGAUAUCUCGCAUGGUUCUGUAAAUGGUAUAAAAUAUUGGAAAGGUAAAAAAGAAAAAGAAGAAGGAAUUCCUUGGAGAUAUAGUAACAAUUGGUACAUAUGGCCUUAUCAGGGUGAAAGAGAUGACAA